AUGCCUCCACUUCUCACCCCGCAUGCACUCCACAGAUUGGCACCCGAGGAAGCUCCAUCCAAGAUUGAAAUCCACAAUCUUCAGACGAACUUGCCCCUCACUGAUGCUUGGGGUCGUCCAGCCACUCAGCAACCUGCGUUGAUUUCAGCAUCCAUCUCCCUCCGAAAGCCAUUCUCAUCUGCUUCAGAUACUGAUACUGUGACUAAAGGAACAGUGCACUACGGUAUUCUAAGCAAAGCAAUCAUCAGAGCAUGCAAGGAACUCGAGGGCAUCAUCGGAUCCGGUGAUGAAGAAGGACUACGAGUUCCAAUGUGGGGUAGAACUGUAGUUUGCUGGCUCCACUACUGCCUCACAGGCUACGAUGUCCUACCAAAGAUCCCUCAAGGUCCCGUGGCGACCAGAGCUCUUAAGCAGUCUAAGAGGUCUAAGAAAGAUGCCGAACCUCUUUUGAGCUCAGAGAAUAUCACCGUGCUUGAGCUUGAGGUCAAACUUCCAAAAGCUUCCUUAUUAGGUACUGGUGUCAGUGUUAAGGGAACCUUCUUGUACGAUGGUGCGGGAAGCGGUCCAGGUGCUUAUAGCAUGGUGAUGAAGCUGCAUGAAUUAAGAAUUCCAGCCAUCAUUGGCGUGAACCCCAACGAGAGACUGGCAAAGCAAAUCGUUAUCUGUGGUGUCGAGAUGGAGAAAUGGGACAGGGCAGUUGAUACCUGGGCUGAGCUCGAAGAGAUCGUUGCAAAGACAAUCGAAGAAUCAUCCUUCCAAACCCUCGAAGCACUUGCUACGUUCCUUACGACCAGGAUAAUCACUCUCUUCCUAAUCCCGCACCACUCCUAUACAGCACCCGUCCCAACCUCCCCUCACCACCACCCUCAAAUCCGCAUGACCCUUUGCAAACCCACCGCUGUAACAUUCGCCGACAAUCCCGUCGUCGAGUUCCUGACAGACACUGACCCAGGCAACAAUGAGCUAGCCGAAAAAUGCUGGAAGGAACUGGGUAGAGUAAAGAAGCCGCCUUUCCCACUUCAAGGACGAUUGGAUGACUGGCUCACCAUGCAAGGAUUCGAGGAUUAUAGAGAUGAAUUUUGA
This is a messenger RNA of Mollisia scopiformis, 1083 nucleotides long. RefSeq lists its product as uncharacterized. Gene Ontology annotation, molecular function: dihydroneopterin aldolase activity. Lineage: Eukaryota; Fungi; Ascomycota; Leotiomycetes; Helotiales; Mollisiaceae. Bases 1 to 1083 code for a protein of 360 amino acids. Gene Ontology annotation, biological process: folic acid-containing compound metabolic process. The transcript has 3 exons. The record is from RefSeq and is a predicted model, not a curated record.